Messenger RNA from Cercopithifilaria johnstoni, 2541 nucleotides. NCBI's taxonomy places the organism in Eukaryota, Metazoa, Nematoda, Chromadorea, Rhabditida, Onchocercidae. The record is from the annotation of a GenBank genome assembly.
AUGGGAAAUGCUGAAUCAUCAGGACAGGAAGGUGAUGGAAUUCGUAAACAGCAAAAAGCAACUCCGAAACUUUAUCAUUAUGUUGAUAUGUACGGUGGUGGUGAAUUAAUUCCACAAAUGAAACAUGCCAAAACAACGGGUGAUUCGUCGAUCAUUGAUGAAUUUAUUGAGACAAAGCUAAAAGAUUUUAUGUACAAUUCCGGAAAAGGUAAAUUGGUAGCAGUAGCUGAAUUAGUGAAAAUUCGAAAUAAAGAACGGAAUGCAAUGCUUAGUGCAUUGAAGCGUAAAAAAGGUAAAGGUAAAAGUGGACCAAAUAUUCUCGAUGAAUUUCAACAAGAAGGUGAAAAUCAGGGUGAUUUUAAAAAAGCUCUUAAAUUACUCGAAGGACAUGAUAGACGUGGAAAAUCAGAAUGGAAAUAUCGUGAAGUAACGUGGAAAUUAGAGGAACGUGGUUUAAUGGGCGAAAAUCUUGUUGGUGUUUGUUUGUUACAGGGAACAGCUGUUCAUAAUCAGCUUGCUAUGAAAUUAAUUAAAGCAUAUCCAAAACUUGUCAAUGAUAUAUUCAUUAGUGAAGAUUAUUAUGGCCUUUCACCUUUACAUCUAGCAAUUAUAAAUGAAGAUCCUGCUAUGGUACUGUUUUUACUACGACAUGGUGCUAAUAUUAAUCAACGUUGCUACGGAGCAUUUUUUUGUCCAAUUGAUCAAAAAAGCAGUCGUACCGAUUCAUUAGAACAUGAAUAUGUUGAUCUUGGUUUAAAAACCACUUAUAACGGUCAAAUGUAUUUCGGAGAAUAUCCAUUGUCAUUUGCUGCAUGCAUCAAUCAGAGUGAUUGUUAUCGUAUUUUAAUUGCAAAACAUGCUGAUCCGAAUCAUAAAGAUACUAAUGGUAAUACAGUACUACAUCUGGCUGUGAUUCAUGAACUACCGGAAAUGUUAAAACUCUGUUACGAUACGGGUGCUAAAUUGCAAAUGAUGAAUAAUCAAAAUUUGACACCAUUAACAUUGGCAGCUCAUUUGGCAAAAAAAGAGAUAAGUGAUAGAAUGUUUGAACAAAUUUUGAAAUUAGAGGCAGAUGUAAUCUGGAUGUAUGGUGAUGUAAGUAGUUAUGCUUAUCCACUUGCAAAACUUGAUACCAUUAAUCAGGAAACCGGUGAACUUAAUGAAGAUAGUGCUCUAUCAUUAAUCGUUUAUGGGGAAUCGACGAAACAUUUACAACUUCUUGAUGGUUUAUUGGGUGAUCUCUUACAAGUAAAAUGGGAAUCAUUCGGACGAACACGGCUUGCAAUAUCAUUUGGUUGCUACUUGUUCUUUUACAUUUGCACCUUUGCGGCAUUUAUGUGUCGACCAUUUACGACAUCUUUUUGGGCUUUUGCUGCGAAAUAUUUGAAUCAAACGGAUACGUUCGACGAUGAUUCAUUAUCAUUUAAUAAAACUGCUAAUGCGGAAACAAUAACAAAUUUAAUUGCAGUGAUAAAAGCAAAUCAAACACAGGUCGAAAAAUUAGGUCAAUUAUUAUCUAAUGAUUAUUCAUGCCAUUAUUGGUGGUAUUUUGGACAUGGAUGGCAACAACAUCUUCGUUUAGUAGCUGAAAUUGCAGUACUUUUGAUGACAAUAUUUCAAAUUGUUGAUGAUGCAAUGGAUAUUCAUAGUAGUGGACGAAAACGAUGGUGGCGAAUGUUGAAAUCAUUCCCAGCAAAGGUCGCAUAUAAGAUAUCAUUCAUAUUAAUUCUACUGAUAAUACCAUUUCGUUUGAUGUGUUCAUUGACAUCAACAAUGAUAAUGCUCUUUUUUGAUAAUGCACUCUCGUUGCUUGCUGUACUUCUUAUCAGUGUACACUUUUUAUUUUAUUCAAGAGCUGUAAAAUUUAUUGGACCAUUCGUCUUAAUGAUAUAUACGAUAUUAUCACGAGAUUUAAGUCGAUUUUUCCUUAUCUAUGCUAUUUUUUUAAUUGGCUUUUCUCAGUCAUUUUAUAUUAUUUUUAUGUCAUGUAAUAAUCAAAGAGCUAAAUAUCAAAAUGUUACUGUAUCAAAUCAAACUGACGAUAUUUUGAAUCAUCCAAUGGAAGCUGUCAUGAGAAUAUUUAUCAUGACAAUCGGUGAAUUUAUGGUUUUUUAUCGUAAAAUGGUCGUAUUAUGUGAUAAAACAAUGAUGAUGUAUAUUGGCAAGAUAAUGUUUGUUAUCUACGAAUUAUUUGUAAGCGUUAUGCAACUUAAUUUAUUGAUCGCAAUGAUGGGUAGAACAUAUGAUUUAAUAUCCGGAACACAAACUGAAUGGAAACGACAGUGGGCACAAGUGAUUCUUAUGCUGGAAUUUUCAAUGAAUCCAAAAUCUCGUCUUAGUGCAUUACUCAAAUAUUCACGACCAAUUGGUAUUGAUAAACGUGAACGAGCAUUUGUUGUUGUACGAAAAACAACGCAAACAGCAUUAUCAAAAAAGGAGAAAUGCGAAAUAUAUGAACAACGUAUGCGAGAAAAGAGACGAGCAUUGUUGAAAAGACGAUUGAAAGCUUUAGGAACUGAAAGUUAUACUGAAACAAAAUGA